AUGAUCCUGCUUUGUAGCCUCACACGUGCAGAUUACUCACUCUUUGGUACCUCUCCUCCACGUCCUCACACUCCCAUCCGUGUUUCUCCCGCCUCCUGCUUCCCCUGCUUCUCCCGCUCAUCCUGCUUCAUCUGCGUCCCCUGCUCCUCCUGCCCCCCCAGCACAGAUUUCGCCUCCACAGCGCCAGCCAUCCCUGCAACAGUGCCAGAGGCUCCACCUUCCUCCUCCUCCUCCAUCUGGCCGCUCAUGGUGCUUGCACCCCCAUACUUUGCCUCUGCAGCGCCAGCCAUCCCUGCAACAGUGCCAGAGGCUCCACCUUCCUCCUCCUCCUCCUCCAUCUGGCCGCUCAUUGGCGGGAUUGUGGCUGGCGUCGUUUGUCUUGUUCUGUUCCUGGCUGUUGCGUGGUGGUGGUGGCGACGGCGGCAGCAGCAGCAGAGGAGUACAGUAGACGAAGAGGGACUGGAGAAGGACGAAAUCAACGACCCGUUGCAUGAGGAGAUUCUGGGCCAACUGCAGCAGCUGCAGCGGUUUCGCAUGGAGGACCUUCGCAAGGCAACGAGCGGGUUCAGCAGCACUCUUCUGCUGGGGGAGGGGGGGUACGGGCUGGUGUAUAGAGGGAGCCUCAGGGACGGGAAGCAAGUGGCAAUCAAACUGCUCAAGAAAGAGAGGCGCGGCAGCGAGGAGGCGUUUAUCAACGAGGUGACUGCUAUAAGCGGCGCCGUGCACCGCAACCUGCUGCGGCUGGAGGGCUUCUGCGUGGAGAAGGGCGAGCGGGCGCUGGUGUUUCCCUUCCUGCCACAUGGCUCCGUUGCUGACUACCUCAAAGGUGGCAAGAUGAGAAGCGAUGCAACACCGCUGACGUGGAAGCACAGGAGGAAGAUCGUUCUGGGGAUAGCUGAGGGGCUGGCAUACAUGCACACGGACUGCACUCCCAGACUCAUUCACUGCGAUAUGAAGGCCGAGAAUGUGCUUCUAACGGAGGACAACGACCCGGUCAUUUGCGACUUUGGCCUGUCAAAGCUGGUGGAAGUUGACGUAAUACCCUCAGCUGCCAGGGGAAACAGACCCAGUGCAGCAGUGCGGGGAACCCUAGGCCACCUGGCCCCAGAGCUCUACAACACUGGCAAGUGGUCGGAGAAGACUGACGUGUUUGGCUUCGGCGUUCUGCUAGUGGAGCUCGUUGCUGGCUGCAGCGUUUUCGACCUGCCCAUGGGCCACCGUGUGGAGAUGCAGCAGGGGCAUGUAGCGACGCUGGUGGACGUGCAGAUCCGAUCCCAUCCCUCUCACUGCGACCCUCUGGAAGUGCAGGUCUUCCUGCAGGUGGCACUCCUCUGUCUGCAGCAGUCCCCGUCAGACCGCCCCACCAUGAGCGAGUGUGUGACCAUGCUGCAGGGCACGGGCCUGGCGUGCCGGUGGCAGCUGUGGCACAACACAGGCCUGGAAGAUGGAUUGCAGCCUCCCGAUAUGCCUCUGGUGCAGGAGCAGGGAAAGCAGCAGCCGGAACAAUGGCAGCUGCAUCAGGAAAAGCAGCAGCAGAAGCAGCAGAAGAAGCAGCAGCAGCUGCAGCAACGGCAAGAUCAGCAGCAAUUGCAAGGCAACGAACAAGGUGUGGAGAAGGUAGCGAAUCAGGGGCAAAGAGUAGGACAGGUGUGGGCUGACGAGCAUGCGUUGGCCCAGGCGUUGGGAUCAGGGGAGGAUGUAGCGCAACCGCCACCGCAGAAAGGGCCAAUGCCGCCGCUGCAGCAAGCGCAACCGCCGCCGGGGCAAGCGGCGGGUGAGACGGAGGUGCAAGCAGCACAGCAGAAGCAGAAAGGCUCGGGCAGGGAAAGUCCACAGGAAAAGGCCGGUCAGCUGGAGGAAUACUCGAAGAAGGUAGAGGGUCAGAAGGAAGAGGAGGCUGCAAAGGGAGAGGAAAUGGAGGAGGGUAGUGGAAAAGAGCGAGAGAGGAAACAGGGGGAGCAAGGUAAGGGUGGGGAGCACUGGGAGAGGGGGGACUGGGAGGUCAUACCAGGUGUGACCUCCCAGGGAAAGGCGGAGGGAAAGGCACAAGGAAAGGCGGAGGGAAAGGCGGAGGGAAAGGCGGAGCGAAGCGCAGAGGGGAAAGAGGAUGGUGGUGGGAGGCCGAGCUAUAGACAGGGAUCGAGAUUCGACAGGGGGGCUGCGAUGGAUGCUAUGAGGCGGAGGAGGGAGGGCGAGUGCUGGAGCAAGGAGGAGCGGCUCCUGUACCACACGGCGAACCCAGACCCCCCGUCAGCAGCCUUCAAGGCAGCAGUCCGGGCGCAUGAGGCGAUGCAGAGGGAGUGCAUGGGGAGUGGGAAAACGGAGGAGUGGGAAUGGGUGCGGAGUGGCGACUGGCUUGGGAAACCGCUUGGUCUGGGCAACCGGCUAGUGAACCACGUGAAUGCGCUCACCACACAGCGGGCCAUCAUCACCACGCCUUGGUCUGGGCAACCGGCUAGUGAACCACGUCUGGGCAACCGGCUAGUGAACCACGUGAAUGCGCUCACCACACAGCGGGCCAUCAUCACCACGCCUUGGUCUGGGCAACCGGCUAGUGAACCAUGUGAAUGCGUUCGUCUGGGCAACCGGCUAGUGAACCAUGUGAAUGCGUUCAUAUUGGCGCUCAUCACCCAUCGGGCCAUCAUCACCACGCCCUGGUCGUUUGUGGUUCGCCGCUUCUGCAACCCCUUCGGCGGCUCCACCUCCUGGUCGCUGCCCCUGCCUGUGCACAGCUCGUUCAUUGGCGUGGUUAAGAACCGAACGCUGGAGUUUAAAGAAGUGGUUAAAUACCAUGCAGAGCAAGGAGCAGCAGCAGGAGGAGGGGCGGCAGCAACAGGAGGGGUAGCAGCAACAGGAGGAGGGGUAGCAGCAACAGGAGGAGGGGAAGCAGCAACAGGAGGAGCAGCAGCAGGAGCAGCAGGAGCAGCAGGAGCGGCAGGAGCAGCAGGAGCAGCAGGAGCGGCAGGAGCAGCAGGAGCAGCAGGAGCGGCAGGAGCAGCAGGAGCAGCAGGAGCAGCUGGAUUGUUGGAGCUGUCAAGGGAAGAGGUGGCUGCGUUGAUUCAAAACCACACUGUGAACAUUCAUCUGGCUGGCAG
Molecule: messenger RNA, 3095 nt
Organism: Closterium sp. Naga37s-1
Lineage: Eukaryota; Viridiplantae; Streptophyta; Zygnematophyceae; Desmidiales; Closteriaceae
Source: the annotation of a GenBank genome assembly